This is a messenger RNA of Larimichthys crocea (large yellow croaker), 767 nucleotides long. RefSeq names its product cytochrome C oxidase assembly factor 3a (gene coa3a). Lineage: Eukaryota; Metazoa; Chordata; Actinopteri; Sciaenidae. Bases 23 to 322 code for a protein of 99 amino acids. The transcript is spliced from 2 exons. The record is from RefSeq and is a predicted model, not a curated record. Gene Ontology annotation, biological process: mitochondrial respiratory chain complex IV assembly. Gene Ontology annotation, cellular component: mitochondrial inner membrane.
CCCGCUACUCUGACUUGCAGACAUGGCCGACAAGAAUCCGAGCGAGUCCGACGCACGCUUUGCGACCCGGAUAGACCCGGCUAAAGAGGAUCUCACUGCGGAACAGCUCGCCCUCAUCAAGCGGCUGGAGCACGAACAGUGGAAGAAGAAGAUCCACAAGCUCCGGACACGGAAUGUGGUCACGGGAGUCGCCAUCGGAGCGUUGGUGCUCGGGAUCUAUGGCUACACGUUUUACUCCGUCUCCCAGGAGCGGGUCAUCGAUGAAUUAGAUGAGGAGGCCAAGCGUGCGAGGCUGCAGGGACCAAAGACCGGCGCCAACUGAGAUGCACGUGUUACCUGCCUGAUGGACUGCGUGUCUGCUCUGCACUUAACUGAGGAAGGGACUUGUGUGGACACUGAUUGAUAUUCCACGGCUGGUCGCUGUUUUUCAUGUUGAGACAGCGCUGGACUUUAUGUGAGGGGUAAUUGCGCGGUCAUGCUGCUGAUUUAAAACUAGACGUGUCCUGAUUUUGAUUAAGUUUGUCUGUCGGUGAUCUUAAAUGCUACCCAGGAGGCGCAGACUGUAGAGCAAUUACAACCCUCACCUGACGAGCUUCCAUGAUGUGAUGUGCAUACGCUAUGAGGGCAACGUCCUGAAUUUUAGUCAGCUAAUGAAGUUAAAUCUACAGUGGCCUUUAAGAGCCGGUGACACACCUGUUGAAACAUAUUUAUGUCAAUCAAGUUAUAAUUUGUAAAAUAAAAGUCUAAUGUAUUUGAUUUUUUUUAAA